CGGUACUAAUACUAGACAAUAAUACUAGACAUUGGUACCAGUUGCAACAGCAGUCGGUACUUUUGGCAUGUACCAAGCGCCGAAAAGUUACGCCGCGUCAGAAACCGGUAUCAAUUGAAUAUCAAAAACACCGGUUAAAACCAUGAGCCAGUUCCAAUUAGCCCAUGCAUUAAUGGCACCGGGUAAUGGCACGACCCGGUGCCUUUGAAGCAAACAUCGACACCGGGUCAUACCACAACACGGGGCCAAUGAAGGUGAUAGGCCUUAGGUACCGGUUCAAACAACCACCCGGUGCCUUUGGAGCAGUCAUCGCGAUAUUAUUAAGUCCCUGGCCGUCGGCACCUGAGCUCUCAUCUCUCUGCCCCUCAUUUCUCUACCUCUCUCAUCUCUCUCUACCUUAUCCUCGGCGUGGGGACGCAGCGCCCGCUCCAGCGGCGAAGGCGGCGGCGCGGGCGCGGACGCGGACGCGGGGGCUCAGCCUGGGAAGCAGCUGCCGCCGCCGCGCGCCGCGCAGGGCCUCAAGCCGAUCAAGCAGGCUCCGGCGCCGCGGCGCAGGGGCGUCAGCCUGGGGCCUUUGGAGAUCCACUACGGCGUCUGCAUCAAGCCUGGGGCCGCGGCGACGGCGCGGGUCAAGCCGUCCCAGCGAAACCGUGGCCAUCCAACAACGCCAGGCAGCCACUGGAUGCCAAGCAAGGGGCCGCACCAAGCAGAGCCAAGGCGAGGAGCGGGAGUAUGAGCCCGGCGAGGCCAAGGCGGAGACGGUGAGCAAGGUGAUGGACAUCGUGAAGCAGCAGCUGGCGCUGGGCGCGGACGCGGCGGCGGCGCUGACGCCCGAGUCCAAGUUCACGGACCUCGGCGCCGACUCGCUGGACACCGUGGAGAUCGUCAUGGCGCUCGAGGAGGAGUUCAAGAUCACCGUCGAGGAGGACAACCCCCAGAACAUCACCACCAUCCAGGAUGCAGCAGACCUCAUCGAUAAGCUCGUCGGCUGAUUCGAUCAUUUUAUUUUUACUUUUUCAUUAGAAGAAUGAAUGAAUGUUGUUGCCAGCAGGACUGAUUUUCUUCUUGUUCCUUUGCUCCUUUCCAGCCUAGCGUACGUCUUUUCUCUCUCCUUUGGACACAUUGCAUGCAGUGGCGUAGACAGGGGGGGCCAGGGGCCUGACCCCACGGUUACUACA
This is a messenger RNA of Panicum virgatum (switchgrass), 1178 nucleotides long. RefSeq names its product acyl carrier protein 4, chloroplastic-like. The record is from RefSeq and is a predicted model, not a curated record. NCBI's taxonomy places the organism in Eukaryota, Viridiplantae, Streptophyta, Magnoliopsida, Poales, Poaceae. Bases 186 to 992 code for a protein of 268 amino acids. Gene Ontology annotation, biological process: fatty acid biosynthetic process. The transcript has 2 exons. Gene Ontology annotation, molecular function: acyl carrier activity.